Hypomesus transpacificus is the source of this 1605-nucleotide messenger RNA. RefSeq lists its product as uncharacterized. The transcript has 13 exons. The record is from RefSeq and is a predicted model, not a curated record. NCBI's taxonomy places the organism in Eukaryota, Metazoa, Chordata, Actinopteri, Osmeriformes, Osmeridae. Bases 1 to 852 code for a protein of 283 amino acids.
AUGUUGGAAAAACUGCUUCUGAGUGACUUAACAACUCUGGACACUGACUUUCGUCAUGGCCCCUGCAUGGCUAAAACAGAAUCCCAAAGUGUACCUUACCCUGGCUGGGAAAAUGACUUUGGAGGACCCGACCCUUUCCAGAGGACAGGAAACCUUAUAUCAUCACCUUUCUUGCCACCUAAGCUUGAUGCCGAGAAGGAGGAGUCCCUGAGUGAGGAGGAACCUGAGAGGUUCUACAAGGAGGGAGUCUAUGAGAAGGACCUACCUCUGGUAGAUCUGUGGAAUGCCUCAGAUUUUCAUUGCACCAGACGCUCUGCUGGGCGACUGCAGACCCUGGAGGAGUCCUGCCAGCUAAUCCGGAUCGUCAUGGACAACCGAACCCAGCUGUGGUGGAGAAAACAUCUCCACAUUGACCUCCUGAACCCCGAGGGUUUGGUGGCUGUUUCAACAAUUGAACUGGAGGUCACAGGGGUGCAGCUUCUUGGUUGUAGACAGACAAGCCACGUCAUGUCCCACCAUAUACAUACAUGGAAGGAGUUCUUGUACUUUGAGGAUGGCCAGGAGGUGGACGUGACGACCACCUUUGAGGGUUUUGUCGAAGCAGGGAUGAGACUAAGUUGGUCAUGCUCCAACACAGACUCCACCUUCCCUGACCCUCUUCCUCGUUCUCCUCAUACCUCUCCUCCUUCACCCCCUUUUGAGGAGGAUUUUCAAGAUGAAGUUGGGGGGAAAAAAAACGCCCAAGUCCCCCUGAUGCAGAGCUAUUUUGCCUACAAGGGAAUCAAUGACUUUGAGGGUAAACUGGCUGCCCUUCGCAAUGCUUUUGAGGAUCUGAUACCAACCAGUCCCUGAACUUCAUCAGCCAUGCUGGGCGGAUGGUUCAGGGUGGAUUGGCCCAGCUCAAUGACCAGAUACCAAGAUCAAUUUUCUUGAUUUGUUUUUUGAAAUGGUCCUGCUGGGCUUUUUGGAGGGAAAGACGGUUCAUGCUGUCCCGCAACCCAAUGGAUUCCUCCAUCUCCUCUUUGGAAUUAUUCUGUCCAUCAGACCACCAGGACAGAGCUGGAGCCAGAGAGUAGAAAACAUUUUGUUGAAAAUCAAGAGCCACAUGCAUUCAUGGAUGAACGCCAUUUUUGAAUUUGAGGACCAUUUAUAUGGCUGUGCUCAGAAUCUGUCUGGAGAAGUCCUGGGGAACCUGGAGAUGCAGGUGGAGUACCUUUUGUCCUCCUUGGACUAAUACACCUCAGACUCUACAACCUCCAGAGAUAACAAGAGCGACAGGCGACUACUAUAGGACUAACACCUACAUCGAUCGUAGUCUGCAUGAAUUAAACAAGUUAUUCAGCACGUGUUCAAUGCCUUCUUGUAAAUACUAGUUAUCAAAGAUAAUCAGAACUCAGAUCACAGAAACAAAAAAUACAUUGAUAGUGUCCUUUUGUUAGGAUGUAGGAAAUGUCCAGUUAUUUAAAAUAUCAAGUAUCAAUAGCUCCAUUUAAUUGUUUUUCAUAUCAUGUUGACAGACACAGUAUGUUCUGGAAAUCUCCUGUCAAUGCAUGUGUUACAGAGUUGGUAAGAUGUUUGUUUUUCGGGGGGUUAAUUAAAGUUUUC